Akanthomyces muscarius is the source of this 1620-nucleotide messenger RNA. RefSeq lists its product as uncharacterized. The transcript has 4 exons. NCBI's taxonomy places the organism in Eukaryota, Fungi, Ascomycota, Sordariomycetes, Hypocreales, Cordycipitaceae. The coding region runs from base 1 to 1620 and encodes 539 amino acids. The record is from RefSeq and is a predicted model, not a curated record.
AUGGUCCGGAUUGUGUUGCUAGCUGGUAUGCUGGCGAUCACGGCAGCGUCGGCAGACAUAUACAAUGUGCCACCUACGGUGAACAAAAUCGGGCAGCCUUUGGACGGCUUCGUCAGCUACUCAAUCGAGUUCGCUUCAUUCCCAGAAUUUGCAGGGAACGAUACUGUGCCGAAUGAAUUUUCAUACAAUCUACUCAGGAAUCUCGGCGACGUGAUGGGGACCAAUCCCUACAUCAGAGUAGGAGGCAACACGCAAGAUUAUGCACUCUUCAACGGCUCCCAAAAGCAGGCAUUAAUUGGCAUCGUGGACCCGAGCCGGUCUCCUGAUUAUCCGACGACAAUUACGAUAGGGCCUGCUUAUUUUGAGUCGUACAACACCUGGCCGGGGUUCAAGUACUCGCACGGAUUGAAUCUCGGGCUGGGUGGUAACCGCAGUGCUGGCUGGCAGACGCUGGUCGAGACAGUACCGCUCGUCUGCAAGACGCUUGGCAAUGGGAAGCUUUACACUUGGGAGUAUGGAAACGAACCGGAUCUAUAUGGCGUGUCUGCUCAAGGUGCCGUGAGAACGCCAUCGUGGAAUGAAAGCAGCUAUGUCUGGCAGUGGCUCAACGGCACAAGAGAAAUUCGAGCUCGAGUGAAGGAGAGCUGCCCGAGCUUGGGCGAUCCGCAGUACAUGGCGCCAUCUUUCGCCGCCCUCGCAAACCCUCUAAAGGAGCCAAAAACGUGGCAGUCUGGACUGGAUGUGAACAAUAACAUUGGGCUUUUUUCAACACACAACUACAUCAGUGGCGCCGCGUCUCCAGGUGUUACUCUGCAAGGAACGUUGAUGAACUUUGGAGUCACGAAAGCUUCUGUCGACAACCAUGUAAAGUCUUAUGACAGCAUCUUUGGAUCAACGGGCAAUGCAUCUGCCCCUCCCUUGAUUUUUGGGGAAACCAAUUCGCUCUAUAAUCAAGGGCGCCCGGGCCUGUCCAAUACUUUCGGAGCUGCUCUCUGGGGCAUCAAUUUUAACCUCUACUCGGCGUCGGUCGGCUUCAAGAGAGUGCACAUGCACCAGGGAACGAAUUAUCGCUACCAAGCCUGGCAGCCAGUUGACACGGACAAGGCCACCAAAGGCACCAAAGCGUCGUACUACGGUAGCAUGGCCGUCGCUGCUAUGCUUCGCAACAGUGCCACACGGCCGGUCAGCUUGUCCAACAUAGCCCUCGGCACAGAUCAGCAAGAAGCUGCGUACGCGGCUCACUUUGCGGAAAGCAAGAAAUUGGCCCGACUUCUCGUCAUCAACAUGCAUGGGUACAACACGACAGUAGAUGGCGCAGGCCUUGUCCCGGUCCCGGAUCCCGCGGUCCGGGUGGCACGCACAUACAGCUUCCACGUAGGGCCUCAAGUCGCAGACGGCCAGAUCGUUCGAGUUCAGCGCCUCAUGGCCAACGGAAGUGACGCGAUUACAGGUAUCACGUUUGAUGGCUGGAGCUAUAAUUGGGAGCUUGAUGCGGGCCGACCGGUACGGCUGCACAAUGUAACGGCUGGUGAGACGACAAUGGUGAGCAACGGCCUAGUCACAGUUAGCCUUCCAGACUCUUCUGCAGCACUUUUGUCGUUUACGAAGCAGUGUAGCUGA